This is a messenger RNA of Aspergillus chevalieri, 2247 nucleotides long. RefSeq names its product anaphase promoting complex subunit CDC16 (gene CDC16). The transcript has 3 exons. Gene Ontology annotation, molecular function: protein binding. Bases 1 to 2247 code for a protein of 748 amino acids. The record is from RefSeq and is a predicted model, not a curated record. Lineage: Eukaryota; Fungi; Ascomycota; Eurotiomycetes; Eurotiales; Aspergillaceae. Gene Ontology annotation, biological process: cell division.
AUGGAGAAAUUCCUGCGCUCCUGGCGUCAGGAUGCGCUGAACCGCGGACAACAUGAUGCGGCCAUCUACAUCGGCGACAAAGUGCUCGCGUUGACCAAUAGCGACUCUGAUGCCUUUUGGUUAGCCCAAGUCCAUUUCUCCAACAACAACUACACGCGAGCCCUGGCCCUCCUGUCCCGGAAAGACCUCAUCUCGAGAAGUACCGCCUGCCGUUACCUCGCUGCCCACUGCCAUAUCAAACAGAAUCAAUUCGAGCAAGCACUAUCGGUACUGGGCGACCAUAACCCAACCCACUUAAUUCGCAAUACCACCAGCCGUCGCAAGAUACAACACCUGAAUGGCCAGAGCCAUGUCACCCUGCGCAAUGGCAAGUCAGCUGCCUCACGCGACCGUGGAGAGGACCGGGAACGGGAGGAUGCAAAUAAUAUCCGUUUCGAGGCGGCCAUGUGUUAUCUGCGGGGACUGUGUUUUGCUAAGCAGAACGCCUUUGACCGUGCUCGUGACUGUUACAAGGACGCUGUGCGCAUCGAUGUCCAGUGCUUCGAGGCUUUCGACCAGUUGAUGAAGAAUUCGCUCAUGUCGCCAGCGGAAGAGCUUGAGUUUCUCGAGUCUCUUGAUUUUGACUCGAUAUCUGGGCCAGAUCCAUCGGUGGCUCAGGAAGCGGCUCAUUUUACGAAGAUGCUUUACACUACUCGCUUGUCCAAGUAUUCGUCCCCGGCUAUUCUUACAGAUGCUACCGAGACACUAUCGACACACUAUAAUCUCGCUGAGAAUCCGGAUAUUCUGCUGUCGCGAGCAGAGGCUCUUUAUACGCAAUGUCGGUUUGCGGAAGCUCUCGAGCUAACUUCCUCUGUUCUAUCGACACCGCAGUCGACCCAGGGUUCAUCGACAACAGUGAUCGCUGCUUCGAACUUACCGGCUCAGAACCAUCUAGGACAUCCCCCAGCAGUAUAUCCUUUGCAUCUCGCUUGCUUGUAUGAAACAGCCAUUGGUGUUUACUACUUGUCCGUAUCCAAAGUUGCGGAAGCACGACGCUUUUUUUCCAAAUCAUCUUUGCUCGACCCACAUUCGGCACCGGCGUGGAUUGGCUUUGCUCACACUUUUGCCGCGGAAGGGGAACAUGAUCAAGCUAUCGCCGCAUACAGUACAGCUGCUCGGUUAUUCCAAGGCAGUCAUUUGCCGCAGCUGUUCCUUGGAAUGCAGCAUCUAGCUUUGAACAACAUGUCCCUGGCCCACGAAUAUCUCUGUGCCGCCUAUGCCAUGUCGACGGGCGCUGCUUCCGGAUCAGUUUCAUCUGUCCCCAUAAAUCCAACUAGCGGGUCAGCUCCAUUGGGUGGUGAUCCAUUAGUUCUGAAUGAACUAGGCGUUGUUUUGUACCACCAGGAUGAACUCGAAGGAGCCGUAGAGCUGUUCCGGCAGUCUCUCGCUCUGGCCAAGUCACUUCACUGCGAGCCAGGGGCCUGGGUGGCUACACGGGCAAAUCUCGGUCAUGCACUGCGUCGUCUUAGCCUCCAUUCAGAAGCUCUGGAGGAGUUCGAUGAAUGCCUCCGCAUUGGGGCAGGGGGCGCAAGCAUGGGUUAUACUCCGUUCUUGGGUGGCAAUGGUGGCAGUACUUCUGGUGUAUCGUCAUCAGGUGUCGGGGGAUAUGAGGACCGUGGUCUAAUUGGCUCGCUCUAUACCUCUCGCGGAUUGGUCUUGCUGGAACUUGGGCGUACGAUGGAGGCCGUGACGACACUUCACGAGGCGGUCCGUGUUCUAGGAGCCAGCGGCGGUGGAGAUGCGGCCGGUGGCGCUGGCGUUGCUGGAACGCUCCUCUCUCGCGCCCUUGAGAUAUGGGCGUUGGACAAUCAUGCAAACGAUGAAGCAUUAGCAAGACAAGAAAUGUCGAGAACACCCGCUAGCCAGAGCUCUCGCUCACGUGGUAAAGGAAAGGAGAGACUUGCGUCUGCAGAGCCCGUGAGACGGCGAGGAGUAUCACAUGACCAACUUUCCGAGGAUUGGACCGACGAAGUUGCCCAGGCCGAACCAUCUGCUGCAGCACCCGAGACAAUGGAAGAUAAGGUGGAAAUGGAAUUGGAUGAGGAGGCUGAUGGACUACUACACCAAGCAUUGAGCCGUGUGCGAUGUGGACGGUCGAGACAACGAAGGGCAAUCAGCAGUCCGAUAGAAGAAGUCGACGAGACACCCAUACCGGCGGUCAGUCGCAGUCGGAAUCCGAGGGCUGUACGCGGUAAUACCAGGUAUUGA